AUGUUUUCAGCUCUGAAGAAGAAAGCAAAGCUUAUGAUUUAUCAUGCUGUAGUUUUCUUUGAUGAGAAUACCUGUGACAUCUUCCCUCAACUUUGGGUCAUUGAUGACCAAACUUCUUGGUAUCCCUGCAAAUUGACAAAAGCAAGGUCUUACUGCAAUGCCUUGAGGCGACCAGACAAAAUGGAGUUUUCCAAGUGUAGAAUGGAGAAGAAGUACAGUUAUAAAGCCAUUGAUUGCAUUGGAAAAGCUGCUUCCAUGUCUCAACAGGAGAGAGCCAUCUUUGUUGGUGACUGGCUUCGGCAGGCUAAGCAGCGCCUUCGUCAGAAGGAACGUGCACAAAUGUGAUUCUUUGUGAUUCACUUGUUCAAAAGUGAUUUUCAAGUGAAGAAAUAAAAAAUUAUGAAUCCUUGGUCAUA
Messenger RNA from Darwinula stevensoni, 416 nucleotides. Lineage: Eukaryota; Metazoa; Arthropoda; Ostracoda; Podocopida; Darwinulidae. The record is from the annotation of a GenBank genome assembly.